AUGAAACUAUGGGAUAUUUUGGAAUCUGUAAAUCUCUUUAUUCUUACUAUCCUUCAGUUAUGAGUUUUUAUAAUUUACUUUUGUGCAUUGUAUUUACGAAUAUACGAUGAUAGCUGAAGAUGGGAGGUUGGUUGGUUAAGUGGACUGUUGGACAAGGAAGUGCAACCUUUGCAUCAAGAGUGGACAACGAUUUAUUUAUUUUUGAUGGGGAAGAAUGGAGGAUUGAAUACUUUUUUUGCUUCAAAUGUCCUAUUUAAUAUAUGUGAAUAAUAUUAAAUACAACACACACACACACACACAUUUUUAUGUGAAUUGGUGUAUACUAUAAUCGCACUAUAAGGGUUGGAAGUAGAUAAUACCAAAGAAAAAAGAAAUGAAGACGUAUUAGAUUAAUUGCAUUACUUUACUCAUCUGUCGUUUUGGCUUGCCGACUGACCUAUAAGUUAUAACUAAUAAUAUUCCCACAAAGUAACCGACUCCAUUUUAAAACUUGCGCCAAAAUGGAUGUGGAAGCAUAAGUUAGGGAGUAUUUCUUUGUGAUGCCUCUUUGUCUGUAUAUGCUUGAUGUUCCCAUCUUCCAAUUGCCAUUUGCCAAACUCUCUUUCCUAAACGCUUCUCCCUUUCUCCUUAGUUUCUUUGGAGUUCUCUCCUUCUAAGCAUGGUCACGACAACUGUUACGUUGUUUACCCCACCACCACCUACCAAAGCCACACUUUCCUCAUUCCCUCUCCCAAAAACUCAUUACACAUCAAGUUCAUCAUGUUCUUCAACUUCAAGAAGGUUCAGAGUCAGGGCCUACAGCAACACCAGCAAGUUUGGAAAUUUCCUCAACUUGAAGCCUGCCCAUCAACCUGAACCCUUGGAUUUUGAUCUCCCAUGGUGCCAUCCUUCUGAUCGAUCUCGUUUUGACGUGAUUAUCAUUGGUUCUGGCCCUGCAGGCACUCGCCUAGCAGAGCAGGUUUCCCGCUAUGGAAUUAAGGUUUGUUGUGUUGAUCCUGACCCUCUCUCCAUGUGGCCUAACAACUAUGGUGUGUGGGUGGAUGAGUUUGAGAGUAUUGAUCUUGAGGAUUGCUUGGAUAAAACAUGGCCGAUGGCCUGUGUUUAUAUUAAUGAAAAAAAGACCAAGUAUUUGGACCGUCGUUAUGGCCGAGUUAGUAGGAAGAAGCUUAAGCAGAAGUUGAUUGAAGGGUGUGUCUCCAAUGGGGUUAAAUUUCACAAGGGAAAGGUAUGGCAAAUUCAGCAUCAGGAGUUUGAGUCAACAGUUCUGUGUGAUGAUGGCACAGAACUGAGAGGGAGUUUAAUUAUUGAUGCUAGUGGAUUUGCAAGUACUUUUGUAGAGUAUGAUAAGGCGAGGAACCAUGGUUUUCAGAUUGCUCAUGGGAUUCUGGCUGAGGUAGAUGAUCACCCUUUUGAUUUGGACAAGAUGGUUUUGAUGGAUUGGAGGGAUUCCCAUAUGGGGAAUGAGCCUUACUUGAGAGCUAACAAUUCCAAGUUUCCUACUUUCUUGUAUGCAAUGCCUUUCAGUUCCAAUCUGAUAUUUCUUGAGGAAACUUCCCUUGUUAGCCGUCCGGUUUUGUCUUACAUGGAGGUGAAGAAGAGGAUGGUUGCAAGGUUAAGGCACUUGGGAAUCAGAGUGAACAAGAUAUUGGAGGAUGAGAAGUGUUUGAUUCCAAUGGGGGGACCUCUUCCUAGGAUUCCUCAGAAUGUGAUGGCCAUUGGCGGCACUUCAGGGAUAGUACACCCUUCAACAGGGUACAUGGUGGCUCGAACAAUGGCCGUUGCACCAUGUGUAGCCACAGCCAUAGCAGAGUGCCUUGGCUCAACCAGAAUGAUCAGGGGGAAGCAGCUCUAUGCUAAGAUUUGGAAUAGCAUGUGGCCAAUUGAGAGCAAGCUCAACAGGCAAUUCUACUCGUUUGGAAUGGAGACUCUGUUGAAGCUUGACUUGAAUGGAUCCAGGCGUUUCUUUGAUGCAUUUUUUGACUUGAAACCUUACUAUUGGCAAGGGUUCCUCUCUUCAAGAUUGAAUCUAAAGGAACUCGCUUGGUUAAGCAUUUCACUCUUUGGACAUGCUUCAAACCCUUCCAGGUUUGACAUUGUAACAAAGUGUCCAGCACCAUUGGCUAAAAUGAUGGGCAAUAUUGCCUUGGAAUACAUUGGAUGAUGCAAGGUUGUGAAACAUGUACCAUAAUCAAUGUAUUUUCAUGUCUUAGUCGUAGCCGAAGUUGGAUAUUGAUUUGUCGAACUUUGUUCCAAAAUAAUUUAGCUGUUGGAAAUUAUUUCAGAUUAGUUGAAUGUGAAACAGACAUGCAUCCACAUCACAACCUAUGCAAAGAAAGUUUGAUUCUUUUGACCGCAAGUGUACCUUUUUCUAAUAGUGAUAGUAUUCUUUAUGCA
Messenger RNA from Arachis ipaensis, 2394 nucleotides. Its product is annotated as capsanthin/capsorubin synthase, chromoplastic-like. Gene Ontology annotation, molecular function: oxidoreductase activity, acting on paired donors, with incorporation or reduction of molecular oxygen. Gene Ontology annotation, biological process: carotenoid biosynthetic process. NCBI's taxonomy places the organism in Eukaryota, Viridiplantae, Streptophyta, Magnoliopsida, Fabales, Fabaceae. The record is from RefSeq and is a predicted model, not a curated record.